UAAAACUAAGCUCUAUAGCAACUUCCGAGCCAAUAGAAACACGGGAAGCUGUUUACAAGGGGGUGUAGCGUUGCUAUAGUUGCUGGACAAACCUCUUGCAGCAGGUAGUAAAUGGAGACCCCCCCACCGUCCGUGAGCGCGCAGGUUUUGCUAAAGCUGCGCGCGCAUUCAUAUCCCCUUGUACCGGAGACGCGCGCAUCAACGCUAACCACCCAAUCUUUCAACUUCGGCUUCGCAAUCAACAGUUAACGUGACUUCACGCCAGUUCUAAUAAGGAUAUAAACGACAUAUCGUGCCUUUUUGGAUGUGUUCUCCAGUUAUUUUAUUUUCAUAAAAACAGGUCACCGUUGGAGAAGUGCAUUGAAAGGUGACAGAGGGACAUGCUGUCAUUGAGCUGUACAGAUUCGCGGCCCAAGGGCUCAGUGGGGUUGGAGGAGGAAGUAGUCAGUCCUGCUACAAAGGCCGAAGACCUAAUCGAGAGCAGUGAUUUCAACAACAGCAAUUCUGACAACCUGGAUGACAGCCUGACCAGUCUGCAGUGGUUGCAAGAGUUCUCUAUCCUUAGUGCCAGUGGAAGGCAACAAGUGAUUUCUACUAACCAACAUCAGAGCAACCUCUUUGAGAAGCAGCUGAGUGGAGAAGCCCCUGCAUCUCCUCUAGCAGGUGACCUUGCCUCCAUAGGCAUGCCACUGACCCCUGGUAAGCCCACAGCAACAGCAGUUCCUGCCCUGUGCACUCUGCCCAGCUUGGUUGCACAUGGACACUGCCCAGAUGAGGUUGACUACAAGACAAACCCUCAUGUCAAGCCACCAUACUCAUAUGCCACCCUCAUUUGCAUGGCUAUGCAGGCAAGCAAGAAAAGCAAAAUCACACUCUCCUGUAUCUAUAAAUGGAUCACUGACAACUUCUGCUACUUCCGCCAUGCUGAACCCACCUGGCAGAAUUCCAUCCGGCACAAUCUCUCACUGAAUAAAUGCUUCAUAAAAGUUCCAAGGCAGAAAGACGAGCCAGGAAAGGGUGGUUUCUGGAAGAUUGACCCGGAAUAUGCUGAACGUCUCCUGACUGGGGCUUAUAAGAAGCGAAGGAUGCCUCCAGUACAGAUUAACCCAGUUCUUAAAAAUCAACUCAGAAUGAUUUCACAGCCAGUUAUGACAACAACAAAUGUCACAGGUGUUCUCCAUGUUAGUCCUGAGUCACAGCAGCUCUUAGAAGAAUUUGAGGAAGUCAUUGGAGUUGACCAGAACUGGGAUCCUCGCCUAGUAGAAACCAAUUCAUCUGAUCGCUGGAGCACAGUAAAAGGCCGCAAAAGAAAACAGCCAUAUAGCUACCGGGCUGGAGGUGCCAAAGCUUUGUGCCGCUCUAGCUCCCCACUGCUGGCCAUGGAGGAACCAAAGAUUCUGGGAUCUUUUAAGGGUAAUUUUGACUGGGAUGCUUUGCUAAAUUCGGCACUGAAUGGGGAUUUGAGCCUGAAUGAGGGCGGUCCUAUGAGCCCAAUAACACAAGAUCAGGACCUCAUGGUACAUAGCAUUCAUGUUAGCUCCCUGGAGGCCUCAGUCAGUAAUGCAGAGAGUAGCAUGCUAAUAGAAACACAAAAGGACAGUAAUGUAGACUUUGACGAGGAGACAUUUUUAGCCACAGAAUUUUUACGGAGUCCUUGGACAGAGGAAGAAGAGGGGAACCAUCCUGAUUUUCUUUGUACGUCUACUAUUAACAUCAAUCAACUCUUUGAUCUGGGAGACUCACUCAGCGAUGAUAUUGACAGUAAAAUUGGAUCUCUUCUCUGAAGAGUUCAUCAGUAUCUCAGUAUCAUUGAAAUAUAUGAGGAGUGGAGAGGUUUAGGGCAGUUUUAUCCCAAAAAGUACAAAACUUUAGUUCUUUAUCAUGUCCAUUUUUUAUUUUAAUCAAUUUGUAUUGUUUUUUUAUAUUUGGAAAGUGAUCUACCUAAAAGCCACUGAUCAAAAACUGCCACAACAUAGGUUCUUCAAAAUCUUUAAAAUCAAAUUCUUCAUGACUGGACAGUGAAACCAGAACUGAACAACAAUGAAAUUACAGAAGGAAACUGUGGCAAAAAUUAGAUCCUCAGUUUUUUGUUUACAGUCUAGAUGUUCAUUUUAACUAACUGCAAUUAAAAUCAAGCAAUAAAUACUUAUUUGUAGCAUCUACAAAUUACAAGAAGAUGUCAAUGUAAUCAUUUAUUGCAAUUGAGGUAACUGCUUUGAAGGAACAAACUAAAACAUGCAAAUAAACAUAUACCACAAUGAUAAUACUGGACUCCUAGCUAUAUGAGAUUUCAUAUACUGAAACGGUUUUCAUUCACAUUACAAGAGAAAAGGUGGAUGCAGUAUUUUCAGCUCAUAUACUAACAAUUAAAUUGUACAAAAACAAUAAUAUGUAUUAGAAUGGCACCCUUAAAUGUGAUUAAGAAAGGAUACAUUGAAUAAUUUAUAAUGUUUAAAAAGAAAAUGCCAGACACAGCUGGUUGUAAUUCAACUUUUCUUUUUCUUUUUACAGCUUUUAAAAUCUUUUGAUUAAAAAUUUUCUCAUUAAUUAUUAUCGUGCUGUAUAUCGAGUGUUAUCAUAGCAUGCUAAUCAAUUAUUUUCACUGGUAAAUCUAUUUAAUCUUUUUAUGUUAUCAGGUAUAGUAUAACAUUAUAA
Molecule: messenger RNA, 2655 nt
Organism: Pangasianodon hypophthalmus (striped catfish)
Lineage: Eukaryota; Metazoa; Chordata; Actinopteri; Siluriformes; Pangasiidae
Gene: foxj1a
Product: forkhead box J1a
Exons: 3
Coding region: 381-1784 (467 amino acids)
Biological process (GO): regulation of DNA-templated transcription
Molecular function (GO): DNA-binding transcription factor activity; sequence-specific DNA binding
Source: RefSeq, a predicted model, not a curated record